AUGUCAACAGAUGCGAAUGCCCCUCCUUCGGGAGAAGCCCCUCCAUGGUGGGCAGGCCUGCCCGAGCCACAGGCAACUUGCGAAGCAAUUGAGAAUUCAGAGGUCAUGACUCUUUUGGAGAAGACAUUUGCUGGUCGGAAGCACGCAAAACGAGAUUUCCUUCUCGUCGACGUCCGUCGGACCGACUGGGACGGAGGCACCGUGGCCACAUCCAUCAACCUCCCCGCGCAGUCAUUCUUUCAAACCAGGCCAGUUGUAUAUCAGCUCUGCAAGCAAGCUGGUAUCGAGCGCAUAAUUUUCUAUUGCGGAAGCUCAGUAGGGCGGGGAACCAGGACUGCUCGGUGGAUGCAGGACUACCUGACCGAGGUUGGCGAAACUGGUAUGAAAGCCAUUAUCUUGACGGGCGGUAUUAAAGGCUGGCAUAAGAAGUUUGGUGGAAAGUUGAUGGAGAAUUAUGAUGAGAAUUUUUGGGUAGCCAAAGCAUAG
Beauveria bassiana ARSEF 2860 is the source of this 486-nucleotide messenger RNA. RefSeq names its product arsenate reductase (Arc2). NCBI's taxonomy places the organism in Eukaryota, Fungi, Ascomycota, Sordariomycetes, Hypocreales, Cordycipitaceae. Gene Ontology annotation, cellular component: cytoplasm; nucleus. The transcript has 2 exons. Bases 1 to 486 code for a protein of 161 amino acids. Gene Ontology annotation, molecular function: protein tyrosine phosphatase activity. The record is from RefSeq and is a predicted model, not a curated record.